Bactrocera latifrons is the source of this 2977-nucleotide messenger RNA. It is a transcript of the gene Kdm4A, whose product is annotated as probable lysine-specific demethylase 4A. The record is from RefSeq and is a predicted model, not a curated record. Gene Ontology annotation, biological process: chromatin remodeling. The coding region runs from base 143 to 1591 and encodes 482 amino acids. The transcript has 3 exons. Lineage: Eukaryota; Metazoa; Arthropoda; Insecta; Diptera; Tephritidae. Gene Ontology annotation, molecular function: histone H3K36 demethylase activity; histone H3K9 demethylase activity. Gene Ontology annotation, cellular component: nucleus.
UGAUAAUUUUCAGAAACGCCAGUGAAAACAUUGAGCUGAUUUAUAAAUAUACAUCUAUUACUUGUUGUACAUAAUAAUAAAAUUUUUCAAAUAUCAUAAUUAUAAAAUUUGAUAGAAAAGAAUUUGAUUGUGGUGUCAUACAAUGUCCCUUAAUUCGGGCUGCACUGAAAAUGAUCGUAAUAAAAUACCAAGGAUCAUGACAUUCCGUCCCAGCUAUGAGGAAUUCAAGAAUUUCUCAAGUUAUGUCGAAUACAUGGAAAGUCGUGGUGCAAACUUAGCCGGACUAGCAAAAAUUAUACCACCACCAGAAUGGGUGCCACGGAAAUCCGGUUAUAAUAUAGACAAUAUAAAUAUGACAAUACCCGCACCAAUUUGUCAAGUGGUAUCAGGUAAACAAGGUGAAUAUCAGCAAAUCAAUGUGCAGAAACGUUCUAUGACUUUGCGACAAUUUAAAGAAAUGGCUGAGUCAGAACGUUAUCAAACGCCACGRCAUUUUGACUACGACGAUUUGGAACGAAAGUAUUGGAAAAAUGUGACAUAUAUAGCACCAUUUUAUGCGGCUGAUGUCAAAGGUUCUUUAAGUGAUCCGGAUUUGCGAAUUUGGAAUAUAAAUUGUUUAGACACAAUACUGAAUUACGUGAACAAAGAUUACGGUAUUGAAAUUGACGGCGUAAAUACGGCUUAUCUGUAUUUUGGUAUGUGGAAGAGUUCUUUUGCYUGGCAUACAGAGGAUAUGGAUUUAUAUUCAAUAAACUACCUYCACUUUGGUGCACCAAAGACUUGGUAUGCAAUACCACCCGCAUAUGGCCGGAGAUUAGAAAAGUUGGCGAAUAGACUUUUCUAUGAAAACUAUCAAAACUGUAACGCAUUUCUGCGUCACAAAAUGACACUGAUAAGUCCACAAGUAUUGCGACAGAAUAAAAUACCGUUCAAUAAAGUAACACAAGAAGCUGGAGAAAUUAUGAUAACAUUUCCUUUUGGCUAUCAUGCUGGUUUCAAUCAUGGUUUUAAUGGCGCAGAGUCAACUAAUUUCGGUUCUAAGCGUUGGAUUGAGUAUGGUAAGCGUGCCAGCAUUUGUAAUUGUCGGAAGGAUAUGGUGAAAAUAUCAAUGGAAACAUUUGUGCAGCGAUUCCAGCCAGAACGUUAUGAAAACUGGCUAAAAGGUAUCGACUAUGGUUGUCAUCCAGAAGAACCUGGAAAAAUUUGCGCUGCACCACCACCCACAAUCAACAAAUAUUACUAUUCUAAGAGAAGACAGUCUGAAUCAAUGGAGUCGGUAGCAUCACAAAGCUCAACGUCAAAAGCUAAGGAUUCCAAGCAAAAGCGUGGUUGCACCUCACUUGCUGUGCCAGAAGACCCCACCACCAAUGCGUGUUUUGCCAAAGUGCCGAAAAUUAUAUUAACGAAAAUAGAUAGUGCUAGCAGCAAAAAUCUAGAUUUUAAUGCCAUAGCAGUGGUGCGCCUUAAAAAACUUUGGAAUAACAUACCAUGUGAAAAGGAAGGUAAGAAUCUGCUCACAAACGGCAUAAUCAAAAAUACCAAAAGGAUGCGUUUUCAAACGAAAACUAUAAAGCUGGAUGAUGAGGACUAGUCUCAAGUUAGAUUUUUAUUUUAUUUAACAUUACUUUGAUUAUUUAUUUUUUAUAUCUAUAUGCAUAAGGAAUGAUUUGCUAUGCCAUUAGAUAUUAAAUAUGUCAGCAGUUCUAACAAACGAUGAAAAAUGCUGUAAAUGCUACAAAAGCCUUUACAUUAAACGAGCUUUUUUAUAUAAUAUUAAUAUAUUUUGUGUUUGUAUGUAGGGUUAUAUUAAACUGCUGACAUUUAUCCAUAAUGGUUAGUGAUUUGUAGCACUAAAAUUAACACUAAUUAAUUUUACGUUUGUAUGUAAUUGCCAAUUUCGUUUUAUUUUAUGAGAUUUGUUAAACAAAUCUGCAAUUGCGGGAAAAAUAUUAUUUUUUUCUAAAAGGAUGUUCACAUAGUCUAGUCUUGGCAUUACUUUUCGCUGUCAUCGUUGGCCAUACAAAAUUUUCCAUUUUGAGCAAUAUUUUAUAUUUUCUAAUGUUAAAUAACAUACACUUUUUUGAUUUUUUGGACUCUGUGAAUUUUCUACGAGUUAUUAUUUAAAAGUUGUAUUUAGAUUUAAUAAAAAUAUAUAUGUUUUAACAAAUGUAUAUUUAAAUUUAGGUCUUUCGAGCAGGAAUCACAUGAUGUGACAGAACAAAAAAAGAACAAACAGUUCCAGAUGUGAACAUUAGUAUUAUGUACAUACAGUGCGUCGAAAUGUGUGUGUAUAUAACGACUAUGUUUAAAAUUUAUGUAAUUAUGUUACUUAAUUCUUGUGACCAUUUUUGUAUUUAAUGAAAGUCAAAACAAAUUAUAUUUCUCAUCAUUAAAAAUUCUUACCUAGUUUAGAACGACUAUUUGGUCGAACAAAAUUAUUUAAGGGUCCUUCUCAAAUCACUAAUUGAUUGAGUAAAACAUACAAAACACCAAUUGACAAUUUUUCCUUUAUAAUUUUUGUUAUGGGCCUAUGUUGAAGUAAAAAGAAUGUGAAAUUGUAUCAUAACCAUAUGUUUGGUUUAUUUAGYUAUUAAGAAUAGUACACAUAAGUAUGGACUGAAUUGAUGGUCUUCCAAGGCUACRCAUAGAGUCCUACCCGAUAAAGAAAUUCAAGGUGUUCGGUUACUUGAGACAGUUUUUGUGUGAACGGCCCGCCAUGGAUUAUGGUUUCUAAAUCUCUGGUUUUUUUGCCACUAAAAAAAUUGCAAGAGAUUUGCUCAAACGAACAGUGUCGUAUCCUCAUAUUCAGUUUAAAUAUUUUUAUAUAUAAAUUUUUCAUACAAAAAAAGACAUUAGGUUGUGUAUUUCUAAUAAAUUAAUACUCACAACUAAACUUAUGUUUGGUUCGAGAAGAAUACAUAUGUAUUAUAUAAUAUAAAGUAAUAAAAGUUGUAAAAUAAAAAACAAAAAAAAUAAA